Molecule: messenger RNA, 2283 nt
Organism: Trematosphaeria pertusa
Lineage: Eukaryota; Fungi; Ascomycota; Dothideomycetes; Pleosporales; Trematosphaeriaceae
Exons: 7
Biological process (GO): regulation of DNA-templated transcription; DNA-templated transcription
Cellular component (GO): nucleus
Molecular function (GO): DNA-binding transcription factor activity, RNA polymerase II-specific; DNA binding; zinc ion binding
Source: RefSeq, a predicted model, not a curated record
ACAGGAAACCUAUUUCCCGCGCGGCUUCGGGUCUCCCAUCAGAAUCGACGCCUAAACACGACGUUCCGGCGCAAUGGCAAGCUACAGUCGUGUGAGCCCUGUCGAAAAGGGAAACUCCGCUGUGACCAUAUGAUGCCGACAUGUGGGAGAUGUACUCGACGAAACAAGCCCGAGCAAUGCGUCUACCACCCCGCGCCUCUGACCAAAGCGACCAAAGCGACCAAUCUUCCAACUCCGCAGACCAUAGACAACGAACUCACUAGUCCCUCAGUAAGUCGUUUGCACAUGCAUGCUCGCCUUCAUCCCCUGGAGGCCUUUUGGGUUUGCAUUACAAAGCUGAGUAAUGCGUUGAUAACACUCCACAACCCCAGCCAAGAGUUACUCGAGCAAGCAGUCUCCCGGCCCAGCCUUGGUCGUCUCUCAAUUAUGGCCAGCAGACAAUCGAGGAGCUCCGUCGCCCUCUGCCAGAAGCGCAUGUCAGGUACGUCGGUUUCAGCCACGGAGAGCCCUCAGGAUUUCCAGCACACAGCGGGCUUCGUACACCACACGGCGAUCUUGGCUGAGAACGAGCUCAGUAUCGGAAUCCUACCUCCCUCUGACUCCGCACCCACAUCCAAAGUUUCCCAGUCUUAUAUCGAUAGGGGAGCAGCAGUGCUCACGCUUCUCAGGGAACUACCAGUCUACCAUCGAUAUAUUGAGAAAUGGUUCUCAUUUGCUAGAGGAAUUAUCGUGAUUGAGCCGAUGUUUAAGCUGUUCAUGUCUGGCAUAACGUCCACGUGGGGGAAAUGGCUGACCAACCAGAACACCAAUAAUGAGCUCAGACGAAUGUCUGAAAGAAUUUGGGAAAAUACGCUGAACCCGCUAUCCAGACUUCUGAAUAGAAACACAACGCCGCGGGAGUUCUGCCUGUCAGUGACUGGCGAGAACCUCAGAUGGGAGGUCGUGGGACUGGUUGUAACCCUGGUAUCUCUGCUCGCCCAGAGUCUCUCAGACGGCGAUCCAAUCUUCUGCUCGCAUGACGAUCCGCCCGUGGAUCGGGCCGCUCUAGUGCUCAAAACGCACAAUGCGUCCGAAAUAUGCGUCAGCUUUUGCGAUGAUUUCGGCAUCCUGAACGACCUAUAUCUGUGGCUUCUCUACGAGAAUACAAUCGUCUACUGCUCAUUGCGCACCAAAGGGAGCUACGAAAACUGGAAAAAGUCUGGGAUAAUCUCGACCGCUCUAGUCUACUGCAACUUUCACGAGGAGAUCAAAGUGGACGACAACACGCCAUUCUUCAUAGCUGAGAUGCGGAAACGACUGUUCGUGUGUUGCUAUGAAAACGACAAGUACUCCGCGUCCUACAACGGCAGGCCUCCCCGGCUCACCAGGCAUUAUUGCAAACUCCAGCUUCCACUAGAUUUGAGCGAUGCGCAAAUGAUGUCGGACGGGCACGACCUGGAGAACGCUCUCGCAAGCCUGGAUGACAAUGGCUGGAAUCAACGGGGUAUCGUCCAGCGCUGCACUUUCGCACGCGUAUUCGUAGCCGACUCUCUGAUCACAGAAGAGAUUCUGGAAAUUUCAAUGGGCGACCUAGCUCCGGAGGAGAUUGUGCGGAGAGCAGCGGACAUUGAACGAAGGGCCGUCAAGUUCUACGACAACCUACCUGAUUUUCUGCGCAUCGAGGAAAUCGAUAUGAAAUCCGCGCCAAUCGAGAUCCUGUUUCUAACAUACAUCCGAGUCGAUCACCUCAGUCAUCAUUUCUUGCUACAGCGUACACUAAUCAAGAAAGUCGGCGCGGAUUCUUCAAAGCUGCUAGCUGUCUCAAAAGAGAUAUUCUGGUUCAUACUGCACGUUAUAAACCACAGAGAUGUCUUCAAGGACUUUCAGGUCGAUUUCAUCCAACUUCUCACGUACAACGGAAUUCCCUCAGCAGCCGUUAUUGCCGUCGAGCUUCUCCACCAAGAGCAGGAUCCUUCCUCAACCUCGGCCCUGACGAAUCCUCUCCCGCGGUCACAGAUUAUACAGGAUCUUUCAGUGUUCGUUGCUUGCUUAGGCGCCGUUCGGCCGGAGGCUAACGGAUAUCCGAGCUGCGACCGGGGAAGGAGAUUCUUGAAGAAGAUUCUUGAUACGAUCUUAGAACCUGCGCCCUCGAGAGCUAUCGGCAGCAACUCAAGUGCUGGGGGCUUGGGCGAUCCGAGUUUGACCGAUCCGCUCUUCCAGACGAGCUCAUUGAAUGAUGGGGACUUCAUGCGCUGGCUUGAGUCCAUGGAAUGGGAGCAGGAUAGCUGGGUUAACUUCAACUAA